Messenger RNA from Anopheles funestus (African malaria mosquito), 7356 nucleotides. RefSeq lists its product as uncharacterized. The coding region runs from base 3382 to 7356 and encodes 1324 amino acids. Lineage: Eukaryota; Metazoa; Arthropoda; Insecta; Diptera; Culicidae. The record is from RefSeq and is a predicted model, not a curated record. The transcript is spliced from 3 exons. Gene Ontology annotation, molecular function: nucleic acid binding.
CAAAUAGGAAAAUACCCAGCGGUCAAGCUUUCAUGCGUUUCACCUCGUUUCAUCCCCUUCCAACCCUCGUUGGCCUAUACUUUUGCGUGUCAACACAAGCUAUCUCUGUUUUUUCGUUCGUCAAGCAUGUUCUUGUCUCGCUCUUUUCACACUUUGCCGAAGUUCGACGUGCUCCGCGUUGUGUAUUUACACACCGAGCUCAUGGAAUAUCUUUGUGUGUGUAGAAAACCAUUUUGACAGCACCGUCAUUCUUCGGUCGUCAUAUUUUAUGUUGCUUUCGAAGUGCAAGGUUUGGUUAGUUUAUUGCAUAGAAUAGGGAGAUAAAAUGGUUAUAAAAGGAUAGAAAUGGCUUCGAAUCGAAAGAGCACGCGUUUUUUUAAAGUGACUGGAUAGUUUAGUUAGGGAUGUGAAGUUGAAAAACUACUUGGAAAUAGGGAAGAUGCUUGACCAGCGUGCCUCCGGAACAAGGUGGUGCUGAACCUGUUUCAUGGCUGCUGAGAGUCUGGUACAUCCGAAACAAUUUAUUGGCACGGACCGCAGAAAACCACGCAAACAAAGUGUACAAAGUACCAUGCAGAGAGGACAAAAUUUUACACCACAUAAACCAACACAUUUGCCCGCAUUUUCCAGCAAGUGAAGUGUAAGCGAGAAAUUUGUGAAUAAAAUUAUAAUAAUAAAAAAAACAUUUCAUUUUAUGUCCUUUUUAAUUGAUGACAACUUUCCACUAUGCAUAGCCAAUAACGCACCCAUACCUACGCGGCACUACACACUAACACAUGCGCAAAAAAAGUCUUCGUUAAGCGGCUUCUUAGUGGCUUCUUAAUGUCCUUAAGAAGCCACUAAGAAGCCCGCUUAACGAAGAAUUUGACCGCUGGGUAGUUUCUAAUUCAUUGCUUCCUGCGAUGUAUCAGAGCACUUUAGAAAAGGUGAAGGAAAAAUUGAGCGCAGCAAAAUACGUUUCCUUGACAACCGAUGGUUGGACAAAUGUAAAUAACGUUAGUUUUUAUGCAGUCACAUCUCAUUUUAUUGAUGGCAACGGGUUAUUAAGUUCAUAUCUGUUAGAAUGUUCAGAAUUUCCAGGGAGCCAUACUGGUGAAAAUAUUUCGAUAUGGUUGAAAACAGUAAUGAACAAUUUUCAAAUAUCUGAAAACACUAUCGCAAUAGUAACGGAUAGUGCGGCAAACAUGAAAUUGGCAGUUUCAAAAUUGAAUAUUAAACACAUCCCAUGUUUUGCUCAUUUACUGAACUUAAUAGUUCAAAAUGCCAUUAAGUUAAGCAUUAAAUAAACCGUGGAAAAGGUGAAAAGUAUAGUGAUGAAUUGCAAAAAAAGUUCUCUUGCUACACAAAAGUUAAAAGACAUGCAAACAAAAUUAAAUCACCCCAUUUUAAAGCUCAAGCAAGACGUACCUACAAGAUGGAAUAGUACUUAUGAAAUGAUUGAUAGGUUCUUAAAAAAUAAGGAGCCAUUGCUUUCAUGCAUUGCUGUACUAGGAAUUAAGUCUGAUUUGAUAGCAGAAGAUUGGGCUUUGAUGGAACAUGCUGUAAAAUUAUUAGUGUUUUUUGGCACAGCCGUUAGUUAGUUAGUUUGGCAAAAACGUUAGUUCGUCUAAAUCUAUCACAUUGUCAACAUCUGUAGUUUUAAGUAAGUUUCUGAAGAAUCACUCAAGAAACGCGUAAGUAGAUAGUGACAUUUGUAAUGCUGUCCAAAAUAUGGCAAAACAUUUGGUACAAGGUAUUGAGGAAAAGCUAAACCCCAUCAAUGAAAAUGAAAUUGCAUUAAAAGCGCUUUUAUUAGAUCCUCGAUAUAAAGAACAGGGAUUCAUGAAAGAUGACUCUGCGUUUUCCGAAACAUAUGACAAAAUUGUUCAAUGCAUAAUAAGUCAGUCUAAUGAGUCUUAUCAAUCGCAAGAUGAAAAUGUUCCCUUAGAAAAUCAAAGAGACGAAUAUGAAGAUCGCUUAUGGGCGAACUACGAUUUAGAAAGCAAAACGAUGCAAUCAAGCAGCACUCCUAGAAACAACGCUGUGAGCGAGUUAGAUAAUUUUUUAAAGGAACCUUGUAUAAACCGUCGUGACGAUCCAAUUAUUUGGUGGAAAAACAAUGAGGCACGGUUCCCAAACCUGUUUAAAAUAAUGCUAUCCGUUUUAUGUGUGCAAGCAAGUUCUGUGCCUUGCGAACGAUUUUUUUCCAGAGCUGGAAACAUUUGCACUGAAAAAAGAAACAGAAUGUUACCAGAAAAAAUAGAACAGCAAAUCUUUGUGAACCAUAACUAUAAAAAUUAAAAUAAAAUAAAUAAUACAAAAAUUUAAGCAAUACAAACAAGUGUAACAAAUUACAAUUAAAAGAAGCUGUCUGAUUCAUAUGUAGGGUAUGACUAUUCUUACAUGACAAAAAUGAUUAAAUAAAAACGAUUUUUUGUAACCCAGGUUAACGAUUCGAUACUUUUUCAAAAAAAUCGAGUUCCGAACCGAUCCUUUUUUUGGAACUUUUCCAACACUAGUUGUUACAAUUCCACCGAAAAAGAAAAAGCGAGAAAAGUGGGUUAAACGGUUACACGCCAAACGGCGUGUAAAAUUUUUUCCACGCCAAUAUGAUAGAGGAGUUAUGGCUUGAACCGCAUGAUUGGCUGAAUUAUGUAAGGAUGAACGAGGAAUUCUACUUCCUGCUACUACAAAAAGUCACACCUGUGAUUGAACGCAAAAAUACGCAUUUCAGAAUGGCGAUCAGUGCACAUGAAAGAUUACGUGCAACGUUGCGUUUUCUAAUCAGCGGUGGAACGUACUGCGAUGUACGGUUUCGCACAGGGAUUUCAAUUCCAUUAUAUUUAACAACCCGUCAUUUUAAAUUUCGAUUUGGCAGGAGCAUAGGAAAAACCAACUUUGUUCCAAGAUUGCGAUUCCACAUGAGUCAUGGUGUUUUCUGUCAAAUAGGGCAGUGUUGUAAACAAACGGUAUUUACACCGACCGCCGCUGUCACUGCGGUUUCUAAUGUCGACAUAAAUGUGUAGAUCUUGUCAUUCGAUCAAAACGGCUAGAACCGUGGUGAGUUUAGGUUUGCGAAAAAACUUAUAAAAUGGGCGGGAUCACAAACAACGAACCUCUUUUGUAGAAAAUCGGCAAGGAAUAAAGCAACUAAUUUUUUGGUUCGCAAUAGCGUUCCUAAAGAAAGUCUUGAAAAAGCCGCGUUUUUCUACAUUCCAAAAAAUUAGUUAUAUUCGUUACUAUUCGCAACUUAUUUGCUUCGAACUACUAAUUUCGGGCGCGCUUCUACAAAUUCCGCUAAAAGGUGUAAGUAUUAUCCACCGGGGAUAAUCGCGAAAGCGAGUAAAGUAUCGGGAGUGCAAUUGUGAUCAGUGCGCGCGAGUGUAAAAGGUGAAUCGCGAGAUGGAACACGACGAUCUGACGGUGCAAGACGGGCGUAUGACGAGCCAGCGAGAGGGCCAUGAAACACCCUCGAUUGACCGGCCGGCAGAGCACGACAACGUAGUCGCGGUGAAUACGACGCCAUCGUGUUCAGCUCAAGUACCCGUGGCCGUCGAAGGAUCGCCCCAGAGCGAAGGGAGGCUAAGCCACCGAGGCGAGCAAACUAUGCAAACCCCGUGGGGAUAUUUUCCGGUAAGAUACACAAACGUCGGUACGGCGAACGUGACACCGCAGAUAGCCCGGCCGCUCCCUAACCAGAAAUCGACAAGCGCACAAAACGAUCAUACACAACCGGACUUCGCGGGAGGCGUCAAUGAUGGCGCAUCCAACUCAGCGAUGGCGAACACUCAUCGGACAGUGACCCCUGGCUGGUUAAUGACCUCCGAGCAGGAACUACGAAGGAAGCAGCUUGAGCUUGAUCGUUUAAAAAUCGAAGUGCAACAAGGUUUAGUGGAACUCCGCGAGCGUGAGCUGGAGUUAUUAAAAAUAGGUCGAGUAGAUGCGCGCGAACCACCUACCGAAUUGGAAAAGGCGAGUGCAUGGCUGCUGAACAAAGAAAAUGGUGUUUCAACUGACGCUGCGGAAAGGCCCAUCGGAUCCUUCGAAAAGGUCCAACGCUCUCGAUAUGCGGAUAACCCGACCACAGCCACACGAAACCCAGCAACGUUAUAUGAAGCAACUACGCCAUGUGAUCCGGAUUUCCGGGAGUGGCAACGCGCGCUCGAUGAACUUCUGUCGCGAGAUCCUCGCAACAGGCACAAGACGACGCACGGAAACGGUAACAACUUUGGACACAGCACUUUGGCACAACCAUUCGGACACGAGUAUCAACACGGCACAUCGGCACAAACACACGCUCAAUUAUACGGACACAGCACCUCUUCACCACCCCGCGUACAAGAUCGCGGAUACAACACCUUCGCACAGCCUCAUGGACCCGUUCACCAGGCUAGCGCAUUUACACAUCCACACACGAUCGCACCUGGAACUCACCCGUACAACCCGUUGACUGAUGGACAUGCAGGAACUUUCGGAUAUUCCGGAUACACAUUCUUGAGCCAAUCCCAAAUUGCCGCACGAAAGGCCAGCGGAAGAGAGUUGCCUACCUUCUCAGGAUCGGCAGAACAGUGGCCACUCUUUAUUGCAAGCUACGAGCACUCUACGGCGGUCUGCGGUUAUUCCGACGAUGAAAACCUGAUGAGGUUGCAGAAAGCGUUGAAAGGAGCUGCAUUGGAAGCGGUGAGUUCGUUGCUGUUGCUGCCAUCGGGAUUGAAGGACGCUAUAGCCACACUCAAGCUGCGCUUCGGUAGACCUGAUGUGAUUGUGGACGCGUUGAUAGAGAAAGUGAGGAGCAUGCCAGCACCAAGAGCUGAUAGACUGGAGACUUUGGCCGACUUUGGAUUCGCGGUACGAAACAUGUGUGCGACCAUCAGGGCGUCUGGGCUGCCCGAAUACACAUGCAACGUAGUCCUGAUGAAGGAGCUGGUAUCGAAACUGCCGCCGACGACCUGCAUCGAGUGGGCGAGACAUCAACAGCGGUUACCCAGCGUAACGUUGACGGAGUUCGGAAGUUGGAUCAGCGACCUAGCAGAGGCUCUUAGUAGAGUGGUUCCCGUAAGAUCUGACGGACCGUCAGACACAGACCGCCGGCGCAGUGGGAAACCUUCACGACCAGAGCAGCGUCAUCCGACCACCACGCACAUGAACAUGCACGCUACAGCCCCGAGCGGUAAGUACACUCCUCCUACACCUAAAUGUUCCGCAUGCCAGGGAGAGUGUGCAAGCCUAGUCGAUUGUCAACGGUUCCUCGAGAUGACGGUAGCUGCAAGAAAGGAACACGUAAGUGAAUGUAAACUGUGCCGAAAAUGUUUAAAAUCUCAUAAGGGAUGGUGCCAUCUUAAAACGCUCUGUGGUUUGAACGGCUGCGAGGCGAUGCAUCACAAGCUGCUUCAUGGGGCCUUGAGUACCAGUAACGCGCCGGAGAAGCACUGUUUAACGCAUUCCGGCUCAAAUGAUCGCACCUUGUUCCGUUAUGUCCCGGUAAUGGUACGUGGUAAAGACGGCAGAGUGGUUCACACCUACGCGUUUCUCGACGAAGGAUCAUCGUCGACCUUUAUGGACCACAGUCUGAUGGAAGAGUUGGGUUUGAGUGGUAUGUCCCGGCCGUUGUGUCUCAAGUGGACAGGAGAUACAACCAAAGAUGAAAAGGCCUCCGUCCAAUUAGCGGUGCAGAUCUCUGGUGCGUACAAAGGGGCUCCCGUACACGACUUGGCUAAGGUGCACACCGUUACCAAUCUAGCGUUACCCUCACAGUCGAUUGAUAUGCAACAAUUGGAAGCAGCGUACCCACACUUGAAACGUUUGCAGUUAACUUCUUACACCAAUGCUGUACCUCGACUUCUAAUUGGUGUAGACAACUGUAGAUUGGGAAAAUCUCUAAAAUGUAUAGAAGGAAGGAUGAACGAACCAAUUGCAUCAAAAACGCGCCUGGGCUGGAUUAUAUACGGACCGUGUCCGAUUGCAACCGCUAACGUGACUGGAGGUUACAGAAACUUUCAUAUUUGCAGAUGCGAGAGAAACAACGAUGAUCUGCUGACGGCUGAGGUCAAGGCAUAUCCCUCUCUGGAUUCGCUAGGUAUCAUUAAACUUCCGCGUCCUCUCAAAUCCAAGCACGAUGAACAGGCGUUGGCGAUACUUAGCAAGGAAACGAAGCUGCAGGGUGACAGGUUCGAAACAGGACAACGUUGGAAAUACGACGACAACCGCUUGCCGUGUAACAAAGCUGCCACCUUGAAACGCCACGUGAUCCCGAAGUUGACAAAAACACCGGAUAUAACACCAAGCCGCUGGUUCAACGAGCCGAGUUUCCUAUGGGACCCAGAGUCGAACUGGCCGAUAUAUGAAGCACCUACUACGAGCACCGCCGAGAAACUACGUCCCAACGUGCUACAUCACAGUAUCGCUGAUCGGUUAAUAGAUUUUAACCGCUUUUCCAGAUGGAAAAAGCUUCUACGAACAGUAAGAUAUGUAGUAAGGUUCAUUGCUAACGUCCGUCGUGCCAUGCGGAGACACAUCUUUUUAGGAGGACCUCUAACGCAGGAGCAACUGGCGCAAGCUGAGUGUACUCUGUUUAGCAGAAUACAAGCCGAUGUCUAUGCACGCAAGAUAUGUUGCCUGAAAAGGGAGCCACCCCGGUCGCAGCCAUGGAAGAGCGGAGUAGAGAAGAACAGCCCGCUUUACAAACUUUCGCCGGUACUCAACGCACACGAAGUAGUGAGGAUGCGAGGACGACUAGCCGGUACCUUGAAUGUCAGCGAAAUACUCCGCCAAAGGGGAAUUAUAUUUACCUGUCUGACGUCCCGAGCGAUGCACCUGAAGAUGGCUCAUUCACUGACCACGGCUUCCUGUAUCAUGGCGAUUCGACGUUUUGUUCGACGUGGAAAACCCUGGGAGAUGUUUUCGAAUUUGGUCGGUUCGGCACGGGAACUGGAAGAGGCACUUCAAGCUGUUGACGUCGACGCGCUGAUGGCUGAAUUUGCUGGCCCGGAUAUGAAGUGGAGCUUCAACCCGCCGGCUGCCUCACACCUCGGCAGAUGCUGGGAGCGGUUGGUCCGCUCUGUAAAGAAGGUUCUAGACGACGAGAUGGACACCCCGCUGACGAAAAACCAUCUACUGCUUGGAACCUCCAACGGAUCGAAGCCGCCCGUCGUAUUUACCGAGGGUGGUGCCGUCGUGAAAUCAGCUUGGCGAGCCGCUCAGCACUUCGCCGACUUAUUCUGGAAGAGGUGGAUAGCCGAAUAUCUUUCUAGGUUGACCCGUCGAUCGAAGUGGAUCGAAAACGUGCGGCCAAUCCAGCUGGGUAACACUGUAGUAGCAAUUGAUAACUGUUUACCGCGCAACAGUUGGCCAAAAAAGUCGUGUGAUCGAGGUAGUUAG